Molecule: messenger RNA, 859 nt
Organism: Myiozetetes cayanensis
Lineage: Eukaryota; Metazoa; Chordata; Aves; Passeriformes; Tyrannidae
Gene: ARHGAP39
Product: Rho GTPase activating protein 39
Exons: 5
Biological process (GO): signal transduction
Cellular component (GO): cytoplasm
Molecular function (GO): GTPase activator activity
Source: RefSeq, a predicted model, not a curated record
GGGUGGCCAUCAGCACUUACGCCAAGUACUGCUACAACAAACUCCAGAAGGCUGCUUUGACCGGGGCCAAGAAGGGCCUGAAGAAGCCGAACAUGGAGGAGAUCCGGCACGCCAAGAACGCCGUGUUCAACCCGUCCAUGUUCGGCAGCUCCCUGCAGGACAUCCUGCAGCUGCAGAGGGAGCGCUACCCCGAGCGCCAGCUGCCCUGGGUGCAGACGCGCCUGUCCGAGGAGGUCCUGGCGCUCAACGGCGACCAGACCGAGGGCAUCUUCAGGGUCCCCGGGGACAUCGACGAGGUCAACGCGCUCAAGCUGCAGGUGGACCAGUGGAAGAUCCCCACGGGCUUGGAGGACCCCCACGUUCCUGCCUCCCUGCUCAAGCUGUGGUACCGGGAGCUGGAGGAGCCGCUGAUCCCCCACGACUUCUACGAGCGCUGCAUCAGCCACUACGAGAACCCCGAGGCGGCCGUCGCCGUCGUCCACUCGCUGCCCAGGAUCAACAAGAUGGUGCUGUGCUACCUCAUCCGCUUCCUCCAGGUGUUCGUGCAGCCGGCCAACGUGGCGGUCACCAAGAUGGACGUGAACAACCUGGCCAUGGUGAUGGCCCCCAACUGCCUGCGCUGCCGCUCGGACGACCCGCGCGUCAUCUUCGAGAACACGCGCAAGGAGAUGUCCUUCCUGCGCCUGCUCAUCCAGCACCUCGACACCAGCUUCAUGGAGGGCGUCCUAUAGCGCUGCCCACCCCCCACACCCGCCCCACGCCCACCCUCAGGACCCUCGGGGAGGGGGGGAAGGGUGGAGGGGUCUCCCCAACCCCACCCAGCCCACCCCAUCGAUCUCGGUCCGGCCGCGUCACCGCC